Messenger RNA from Seminavis robusta, 2545 nucleotides. The record is from the annotation of a GenBank genome assembly. Lineage: Eukaryota; Bacillariophyta; Bacillariophyceae; Naviculales; Naviculaceae.
GUAUAAAAAAUGCUCUCUAUAUCCUCUUUUUAAUGGUCUAUUUUCGAAACUGCUGACAAUUUGAUCAAAACGUCAUAGCCGAUACUCAGUAAACGGUAUCGCUAUGACCGCUGUGCCUGUCUGUGCCUCGUCUGUCCUCACCCGGCCCCCUCGUUCACCAAUAGCCUGCGGCAGCAAAUCCAACAGGCAAGCAAGGCAAGGCAAGGAGCAACAGUGGAUAAAACCAACAGAGAAAAGCUGCCUGGCUGGUACUGUUGCUUUACUACUUGGCUGUGGUCAUUACAAUCUGAGCGGUCGUAGAGUUGUUAUCCCAGCAACCCGACACAAUCCUCUGCUUCAUCUGUUCCUGCUGUGGUUAUUGUAAUCCUCAAGUUAGACGCUGUGCUCUCCUUUGUCUCCACUGAGAAAAAGACUCACUCGCUCAACUCGACCGACACGCUGCACUUCAUAGCAGCGAAUUAAUUAUUAUAUUUGGAGGAACAAGUUUGAGCGUCCGAAACAGACACAAUGGCUGCUGAUGAUCCAAGUGGAGGUGAUGCUGCGGCUCCUGCCCCAGCCAACGGUGGCGCCGGACAAGUGGCACUUCUGAGUGACCCUGUGGAUGUUAUUAUCGACAAGCUCUUGAGCGUGCGAGGCGCCCGACCCGGAAAGCAAGUGGAUUUGUCCGAAGCGGAGAUCAAGAUGUUGUGUCUGCGCUCUCGUGACCUAUUGAUCGGACAACCGAUGCUUUUGGAAUUGGAGGCUCCCAUCAAGAUCUGCGGAGACGUGCACGGUCAAUACUAUGACUUGCUGCGGUUGUUCGAGUAUGGAGGCUUCCCUCCAGAGUCUAAUUACGUCUUCUUGGGGGACUACGUUGACCGUGGUAAGCAGAGUCUAGAAACUAUCUGCUUGCUCUUGGCCUACAAGAUCAAGUACCCCGAGAACUUCUUUGUUCUCCGUGGAAACCACGAGUGUGCGUCUAUUAACCGUAUCUACGGAUUCUACGAUGAAUGCAAGAGACGAUUCGGUAUCAAGCUCUGGAAAACCUUCACUGACUGCUUCAACUGCCUCCCUUGUGCCGCUGUCAUUGACGAAAAAAUCUUCUGCAUGCACGGAGGACUCAGUCCGGAACUCACCAGUCUCGAUCAGGUCAAGAGAAUUGUCCGACCUACCGAUGUCCCCGAUACUGGACUCUUAUGCGAUCUCCUCUGGUCUGACCCCGACAAGGAAAUUGACGGUUGGGGUGAGAACGAUAGGGGUGUCUCGUUCACCUUUGGGGAGGAUAUCGUCGCACAGUUCCUGAACAAACAUGACUUGGACCUUAUCUGCCGUGCCCAUCAGGUCGUAGAAGAUGGGUACGAGUUCUUUGCUCGAAGACAACUCGUCACCCUUUUCUCGGCUCCCAACUACUGCGGAGAAUUCGACAACGCCGGAGCCAUGAUGAGUGUCGACGAAACACUCAUGUGCUCCUUCCAGAUCUUGAAGCCGGCCGAAAAGAGACAGCGCUUCUCAUACCAAGGUGGUGCUGGAAACAGGCCCGGAACUCCUGGUGGCCCCGGCAAAUAGAUGACGAAACUAUCCUAUCAAGGAAUGGAAAUUUUAUUUAUUUGGACGAGGAUGAGAGAUUGACUGACAAAAUAGUGUGAUUUCGUGGAAGGUGGUGGUAUGUACAGUAUGGUUGGAAUUUUAUACAAGAGGAACGGCGAAUUGUGUGGAAGCUACUUUACCUACCGGCCUUACCACAACAGAAUUGACGAAAGGAAAGAGGAGAGAUUACAUGAGAUGAUGGAAUAGAAGCGGAGACAAAGAAACCAAGAAAGGAAUGAUACGGGCACACCACUUUUUUCUGGACGAUCGGGAGCGGCUUAAUCCCGACGUCCGAUUGAUUUAUUUGGUACAAACGAACAAUGUAGCACCGGCUUUUACGUUUUUGUUGGUUAUUGUUGUCGUUGUUGUAAUCGUAGUUAAAUUUAAAUGGAUCUGCGGCGGCUCAGCGGAAUACAUAGAUAGCUCGAUCAAUCGGUGCUGGGGUGGGGCCACAAGACCCCUGCAGAAGGUGUGGAUACCUAAAUCCUAUCUUGGAAGAGGCCCAGUUCGCACAACCCGUUGCUUCCCCAUCCUCUGUGCCGCAUACCGGUACUACUUGGCUGUUUGGAUAUCUAUUGCGGAACAAUCUGUUGCCACUUUGAAUGCCUCGUAGUGUAGUGCUAUCCUCCUUGUUUUCCGUUCCAUUCGUAAUCCACGACCUUUUGGACGGAAUCUAGCUACCCAUGCAGGGUAAUAGAUGGCCGCCAGCUACAGAACCGGUAGCUAGCAACCUGGUACGGUAGCUAUUGGUACAACAGUGUGGUCGAUACGACGUUUUACAUGUAUCAUAGAUCUGGUGGAAGGUGCGCCAAGAAGUUGGUAUUCGCCAAAUCCAAUCUUCCCGAACGCAGGCAGUGCAGAACAGCUCCUCUGAAUUUUCCCUCACCAAAUCAAUGGAAUCAAUCCCCACGACCGCUCUACACGACCUGCGGCCUGCCUCCACCCCAAUUCCAACUUUCGCUUCGAUUACAAAACACAC